UGAGAAGGAUUGUUGCUUAUUAUUGCUUUGGUUUGCUUGGAAGAAGUAGCCACAACAUUUUGCUCCUCUAAAAAACAUCAUGAAUUUCAUAACGUUAUUUGCGUGUGUUUUUCUAAUUGUGGUGCUUCAAGUUACGAUAAGUUCGGCAAAGAAACCUGAUAAUAGAAACAAGAAGCAGGAGGACAACAAAAAUCCUGACAUUAAAGUAAACGAUGAGCAUGACGAGUUUCCAAGUUUAUCAAGUGAACUACAACAACUCCGAGAAUUGGCUAGCAAAGAAAGUAGAAGCAUCAUUUUGACGACGAAGAAGCCAAAACACUCUCGACGAAAGAAUAAACAUCGGACCCAUCGCAGACCUCAUUCCAGAAGAGCAGGAGGAGGUCGGCCCAACAAGAAAAUUAGAACCAGGCCGGGCGACAUCCUCAAGGCAGAGAAGGAGGUGGAAGGAGGUGGCUCUCAAGGAAUUAUUGAAUCGGAAAAACAAGCCACGUCAGGUCGAAAGAAUCGACCUCGGGAAUCUCGACAUCUUGAGACGCUCGACACCGAUUCUACCCACCAUGUCAAACAUCACAACCACCACAAUCAUCGUUUACAACAACGACGUAGAGCAGCUCGUCGUAACAAACACGGUCAUCAUAGCCAUAAGCAUAAUAAUGCCAAUAAGGAAAAUCAUCUUGUGGGUCAACAAACUACAUUUCAGGCAAAUGGUAAGGAAUAAAUCAUCCAUGGUGAGGAAAGGGGGUCGUUUUUAUUAAAAUAUUUAAUUUAUAUAAUCUAUUCCCAAACUACAUGAUAACUAUAUUAUAGUUUUUCAUAACAAGUAUUUAACAUGCAUAACAUUUUUUAUUCAAAGUUGAAUACAUACAUACAGUCUUACUAAAUAAAUAAAAUUUUGUUACACACA
Messenger RNA from Folsomia candida, 904 nucleotides. RefSeq names its product cyclin-L1. The transcript is spliced from 2 exons. NCBI's taxonomy places the organism in Eukaryota, Metazoa, Arthropoda, Collembola, Entomobryomorpha, Isotomidae. The record is from RefSeq and is a predicted model, not a curated record. Bases 80 to 718 code for a protein of 212 amino acids.